Messenger RNA from Cimex lectularius (bed bug), 2507 nucleotides. RefSeq names its product alpha-N-acetylglucosaminidase (gene Naglu). The record is from RefSeq and is a predicted model, not a curated record. The coding region runs from base 107 to 2347 and encodes 746 amino acids. The transcript has 19 exons. Lineage: Eukaryota; Metazoa; Arthropoda; Insecta; Hemiptera; Cimicidae.
CGAAGCGUACAAGACCAAGUUCAGUGAACACACCAGUGAGAAGGGUCAUCAAUAAUCAUCGCUGCCACUGAGAAGUUAUCAGUUAUUGUUUGCCUCGAUUAGAAAAAUGUGGAAAUGUUUAAUUUCAAUUGUUUUGGUUCCACUAAUAACAGCUUACAUUUUUGAAGAGUCUUUGGGUAAAAUUGGUACAAAAGUUGACCCAUUGAUUACCGAAAAUGCUGUGAAUGAUUUGAUGCACAGGCUCAUUGGCAAAAAGUCAACUUUAUUUGUUGUUAAAAUCAUUCCUGAACUUUUACAAGAUGGUAAAGAUGUGUUUAAGGUGAAAAAAUUAAAUUCUUCUGAGUUGGUUAAUAUAGCAGCUUCUAGUGGUGUUGCUGCAGCAUGGGGAUUUCACCAUUAUUUAAAAGAAUUCUGCAAUUGUCACAUUUCAUGGGAUGGCGAUCAACUAAAUCUACCAGCCGAAUUCCCAAAUGUUGACAUUACUGUAGUCGCUAAUGAUAAAUUCCGCUACUAUCAGAAUGUCUGUACGACCAGCUACAGCUUCGUAUGGUGGAACUGGACGAGAUGGGAGCGCGAGAUCGACUGGAUGGCCAUGAACGGUUUCAACCUCGCUCUUGCUUUUAACGGCCAGGAAGAGGUCUGGCGGUCAGUCUAUAUGCAACUCGGCAUGUCGAAAAGCGAUAUUUCUGAGCACUUCAGCGGGCCCGCUUUUCUUAGCUGGAAUAGGAUGGGGAAUAUGCGAGGUUGGGGCGGCCCACUGUCUCUGAGUUGGCACAAGUCAAGUUUCUACCUUCAAAAAUCAAUUUUGAACAGGAUGAGACAACUGGGCAUAAUCCCUGUACUACCGGCCUUCGCUGGACAUGUUCCAAGGGCUUUUGACAAAUUAUUUCCCGACGCAAAUCUUACACUACUUCCAAAUUGGAACAACUUUGCUGAUGAGUAUUGCUGCCCGUAUCUUUUGCACCCACAAGACCCUCUAUUCCAAAAAGUUGGAAAAUUGUUUUUAAGACAAUAUAUAGCAAAUUACGGUACUGAUCAUGUAUACAACUGUGACACCUUCAAUGAGAUGAGACCCACGUCUGAUGACCCAAAAUUUAUAAGAAAAAUUGGAAAGUCCAUUUUUGCAUCUCUAUUGAAAGAGGACCCUCAUGCAGUAUGGAUGCUCCAGGGCUGGGUGUUCAAACAUGACUACUCAUUUUGGACGCUGGAAAGAUCAGAAGCUUUAAUCACUUCAGUACCCAGAGGGAGAUUGUUAAUUCUGGACCUUCAGGCUGAGCUCAAUCCUCAAUAUAUCCGCUUGAAAAACUUUUUCGGGCAGCCGUUUAUCUGGUGUAUGUUGCACAACUUUGGCGGUACACUUGGCAUGCACGGAUCCGUAGACUACAUAAAUGAAAACGUCUUCAAGGCAAGGAAUGCAACCAACAGCACGAUGAUCGGGACCGGCCUCACUCCAGAAGGCAUUAAUCAGAACUAUGUCAUUUACGAUUUGAUGAUGGAUAUGGCCUGGAGAAAGUCACCGACUAAUCUUGUGAACUGGCUGAGCAAGUACACAACAAGGAGAUACGGACAAUUUAAUACAAACAUUCUUAAUGGAUGGAUUUUAUUAAAGAAUUCAGCAUACAACUAUAUAGGAAAUGAUUCUCAACAUGGAAAGUAUAUUUUUACACAGCUGCCUUCUUUAAAGCUUAAAUCAAAAAUAUGGUUCAAUGAGUCGAUGGUUUAUGAAGCUUGGACUUAUAUACUACAAGGUUCAACGAAGCUGAAUUUAAUUACAAAUACUUUUAAGUAUGACUUAGUUGACCUGACAAGAGAGUCAUUGCAGUUGAUGAUGGGGACUGUUUAUAAAGUUAUAGUCAAUUCUUUUAAAAAAAGAGAUAAACCUUGCUUCUUUGAUGCGACAAAUAUUUUUAUGAAAUUGAUUUAUGAUUUGGAACAAAUUCUUGCUUCAGAUGAGCAUUUUUUAUUAGGAAGGUGGUUAGAAGAUGCAAAGCUGGCGGCAUACACACCGGCUGAUGAAGUACUUUUUGAAAUGAAUGCAAGGAAUCAAAUCACUCUAUGGGGGCCACAAGGAGAAAUAGCCGAUUACGCCACGAAACAGUGGUCAGGUAUUGUAGCUGACUACUACACGCCGAGAUGGUCUUUGUUCUUCGAAUGUCUUUCAGAAGAUCUGAACAUGAUCAAACCCUUUAACAACUCUCAGUGUUCAAAUAAAAUCUACAAUGAAGUCGAAGUGCCGUUCACGUAUAGUAGAACUCGUUAUCCAAUUUAUGCAAAAGGCGACUCAUUGGCUUUGGCGAGAGAAAUUCAUGACAGAUGGAUACAGAAUAAAGACCGGAUUUGUACAUAAACAGAAUCUUUCAGAAUCCUAUGACCUGGAAAUGUAUUUAUUUUAUGUACAUUAUGUUUCAUCUAUAAAGUAUUAUAAGUCGUUCAGUGCACAUAUAUCGCUUACUGUAAAAUAAAAAUAAAAUAAAAAAGAUAAAAAUACUUUUUUUUGGGGGGGGGGA